AUGCCUCUCGCCCCGCGCCGCCUCUCGCCUCCCCCCGCCACGCCUCUCGCCCCGCCCCGCCUCUCGCCCCGCCCCGCCUCUCGCCCCGCCCCGCCUCUCGCCCCGCCCCGCCUCUCGCCCCGCCCCGCCAUGCCUCUCGCCCCGCGCCGCCUCUCGCCUCCCCCCGCCACGCCUCUCGCCCCGCCCCGCCUCUCGCCCCGCCCCGCCUCUCGCCCCGCCCCGCCUCUCGCCCCGCCCCGCGCCACGCCCCGCCUCUCGCCACGCCCCGCCUCUCGCCACGCCCCGCCUCUCGCCACGCCCCGCCUCUCGCCUCGCCACGCCUCUCGCCAAGCCUCGCCCCGCCUCUCGCCUCGCCACACUUCUCGCCAAGCCUCGCCCCACCUCUCGCCUUGCCCCGCUCCGCCUCUCGCCUCGCCCCGCUCCGCCUCUCGCCUCGCCCCGCUCCGCCUCUCGCCUCGCCCCGCUCCGCCUCUCGCCUCGCCCCGCUCCGCCUCUCGCCUCGCCCCGCUCCGCCUCUCGCCUCGCUGCGCUCCGCCUCUCGCCACGCCGCGCCCCGCCCCGCCCCACCUCUCGCCACGCCACGUCCCGCCUCUCGCCACGCCCCGCCCCGCCUCUCGCCACGCCACGCCCCGCCUCUCGCCACGCCCCGCCCCUCCUCUCGCCCCGCCUCUCGCCGUACCACGCACCGCCUCUCGCCACGCCACGCCCCGCCUCUCGCCACGCCACGCCCCGCUGCUUGCCAACCCCCACCCCGCCUCUCGCUCCGCCCCACCUCUCGCCCCGCCCCGCCUCUCGCCCCGCCCCGCCUCUCGCCCCGCCCCACCUCUCGCGCCGCCCCCCCUCUCGCCCCGCCCCACCCUAUCUCUCGCCGCGCCCCGCCUCUCGCCCUGCCCCGUCCCACGCCCCGCCCCGUCCCUCCCCGCCCCUCGUCCCGCCCCGCCCCACGCACCGACCCUCCCGGCCCCACGCACCGCCCCACCCGGACCCACGCCCCGUCCCGCACCACGCCCUGUCCCGCACCACGCCCCGUCCCGCCCCACGCCCCGUCCCGCCCCACGCCCCGUCCCGCCCCACGCCCCGUCCCGCCCCACGCCCCGUCCCGCCCCACGCCCCGUCCCGCCCCACGCCUCGUCCCGCCCCACGCCUCGUCCCGCCCCACGCCCCCCUCCUCCUCACGCCCCGCCACUCCUCACGCUCCGCCCCGCCUCUCGCCUCGCCCCGCGCCUCGCCUCGCCCCGCGCCUCGCCCCGCCUCUCGCCUCGCCCGCCCCGCCUCCCGCCUCGCCCCGCCGAUCGCCCCGCCGCGCCCUGCCCCGCCCUGCCCUGUCUCUCGCCACGCCAUGCCCCGCCUCUCGCCACGCCCCGCCCCGCCCCGCCUCCCCGCUCGCCACCCCCCGCCCCGCCUCCCCGCUCGCCACCCCCCACGCCGCCCCGCCUCCCCGUUCGCCACCCCCCACCCCACCUCUCGCGCCGCCCCGCCUCUCGGCCGCCCCACCUCUCGGCCGCCCCACCUUUCGCCCCGCCCCACCUUUCGCCCCGCCCCACCUUUCGCCCCGCCCCACCUUUCGCCCCGCCCCACCUCUCGCCCCGCCCCACCUCUCGCCCCGCACCACCUCUCGCCCCGCACCACCUCUCGCCCCGCACCACCUCUCGCCACCCCUCGCCCCGCCUCUCUCCACCCCCCGCCCUGCCUCUCGCCGCCCCGCCACUGGCCACGCUCCACCCCGCCUCGCCUCUCGCCACGCCCCGCCCCUCGCCCCGCCCCGCCCCUCGCCCCGCCCUUCGCCCCGCCCCGCCCCUCGCCCCGCCCCGCCCCUCGCCACGCCCCUCGCCCCGCCCCGCCCCUCGCCCCGCCCCUCGCCCCGCCCCGCCCCUCGCCCCGCCCCGCCCCUCGCCCCGUCGCGCCCCUCGCCCCGUCCCGCCCGUCGCCCCGCCUCUCGCUUCGCCCCGCCUCUCGCCCCGCCCCGCCUCUCGCUUCGCCCCACCUCUCACCUGGCCCCACCUCUCCUUGCCCUCGCCUCUCGCCACCUCUCCCCUCGCCUCUCGCCACCUUUCCCCUCGCCUCUCGCCACCUUUCCCCUCGCCUCUCGCCACCUUUCCCCUCGCCUCUCGCCACCUUGCCUCUCGCUCCUCGCCUCCUUGCCCACCAGCUCUUCCACUGUUCCCCACUUGA
This is a messenger RNA of Schistocerca nitens (vagrant locust), 2172 nucleotides long. Its product is annotated as basic proline-rich protein-like. The record is from RefSeq and is a predicted model, not a curated record. The coding region runs from base 1 to 2172 and encodes 723 amino acids. The transcript is spliced from 2 exons. Lineage: Eukaryota; Metazoa; Arthropoda; Insecta; Orthoptera; Acrididae.